Poeciliopsis prolifica (blackstripe livebearer) is the source of this 882-nucleotide messenger RNA. RefSeq names its product cornifelin (gene cnfn). Gene Ontology annotation, cellular component: cornified envelope. The transcript has 4 exons. The coding region runs from base 75 to 416 and encodes 113 amino acids. The record is from RefSeq and is a predicted model, not a curated record. Lineage: Eukaryota; Metazoa; Chordata; Actinopteri; Cyprinodontiformes; Poeciliidae.
AUUUUCUGACUGUGACCAUCUUCGACAUCAGAGAAAAUACUUUGAAGAAGUAAGAAGUAAAAUACAAAGAAGCCAUGGCAUUCCAGUCUAAUGUCAUUACCUCUCAACCUACCCAGUACACAGUAACAACUGGACGUUCUUCAGAUUGGAAUACAAAUGUGUGCGAUUGCUGUGAUGACUGUAGCAUCUGUUUAUGUGGAGCAUUUGUCCCAUGCAUCCUUGGUUGUAAAGUGGCUGAAAAUAAUGGGGAUUGCUGCUGUCUACCUUGCCUCCCAGGUGCCAUGGUUGCUUUAAGAACAAGCAUACGUAGCAAAUACAACAUUGAGGGCUCUGUGUGUGACGACUGGGUGGUCAUGGCCUGCCUGCCUUUAUGUGGACUGUGUCAGAUGGCGCGAGAGCAGAAGAUGAGAAGAUAAACAGAUUGCUGAUUAAUUUUUAAAUAACUGUGAAAAGACAUAAAAAAGCAAAAAUUAGCAUUGUGAAUUUGAUCGAAGAAAAAUUUAAGAAAUUUAAUGGGUUUUUUUUACAUUUUUAAUGUAAAUAUAUCUUGUAUUACUUUAACAUGUCUUACUAUUAUACAUCUACUUCAUAAGCUGUAAAUGGUCUAAAGUGAAGGCAGAAAUAGAGAGUUAAAACUAAGCUAAAAGAUCUUACAAGCCUUAUAGAGUCACUGUGUUGGAUUAACAAUAAAAGAUAAGGAAAUUUAAAGCAGCACUGGUCCUUCCUUUUGCAGAAAUGAUUUUGGAAAAUCAAACAUAUAAAGGUUUAAUAAGAUUAUUCAUAACUAUUUUAUUUAAUUGUGUUUCAAUAGUGCAUCACAUUUUCUUUACAGUAAUGUUUUGUACUUUUUGUACUCGCUUACACAAUCACUGGUACUUCAAU